Messenger RNA from Ceraceosorus bombacis, 378 nucleotides. Lineage: Eukaryota; Fungi; Basidiomycota; Exobasidiomycetes; Ceraceosorales; Ceraceosoraceae. The record is from the annotation of a GenBank genome assembly.
AUGGCUCAAGCGGCCAACAUUGCGCCACGCCAAGGCACCUGCGAGGAGAAUUACGGCACGUAUCCAGAGUACACUGGCCCUUGCGAGCCUUCCAGUGAGUCACGCGUGCGGCGGGGCAUGGUCAGGCCUCGUUCAUAGACGCAUCAUCGCUCACGCUUCUCGGACCGCAUCUGUCGCUCGUAGACUGCGGCGCCAGAGGAACAAAGUGCAACCGCGGACAAGGCUGCGUCAUCUACCCUGGUGAGUGGGGCAGGCAGGCAGACAGGCAACUCACGAUCGGAUCAAGCGCAUGCCGAAUCGUUGAUCGCUUCGCAUCCAUUCACGUGAUUUCCAGCCUUUGGAUGUCCAGCUCAGGGUUGCGCUUGCACUUACUACUAA